Poecilia latipinna (sailfin molly) is the source of this 1297-nucleotide messenger RNA. RefSeq names its product fructose-1,6-bisphosphatase 1-like. The transcript has 7 exons. Bases 32 to 1048 code for a protein of 338 amino acids. Gene Ontology annotation, molecular function: fructose 1,6-bisphosphate 1-phosphatase activity. The record is from RefSeq and is a predicted model, not a curated record. Gene Ontology annotation, biological process: fructose 1,6-bisphosphate metabolic process; fructose metabolic process; sucrose biosynthetic process. Gene Ontology annotation, cellular component: cytosol; cytoplasm. Lineage: Eukaryota; Metazoa; Chordata; Actinopteri; Cyprinodontiformes; Poeciliidae.
GCUCCCGGACCACAGGAGGACCGCUGCCACCAUGUCUGACCGGGGAACCUUCGACACCAACGUGGUCACCAUGACCCGCUUCGUGAUGCAGGAGGGCAGGAAGGCGAAGGGCACCGGGGAGCUGACCACGCUGCUCAACUCCCUGGGCACGGCAGUGAAGGCCAUCUCCAGCGCGGUGCGCAAAGCUGGGAUCGCCCAUCUUUAUGGGAUUGCAGGUAACACCAACGUGACGGGUGACCAGGUGAAGAAGCUGGACAUCCUGUCCAAUGACCUGGUCAUCAACAUGCUCAAGUCGUCUUUCACCUCCUGCGUUCUGGUGUCCGAAGAGAAUGAAGAGGCCAUCAUUGUGGAUCCUGAACAACAAGGAAAAUAUGUGGUUUGUUUUGAUCCUCUGGAUGGCUCCUCAAACAUCGACUGCCUCGUCUCCAUUGGAACUAUAUUCGGCAUUUACAGAAAGACCACAGAUGACGAGCCGUCUGAGAAGGAUGCUCUGCAGCCGGGCAGGAACCUGGUGGCGGCGGGCUACGCGCUGUACGGCAGCGCCACCAUGAUCGUUCUCUCCACUGGACAGGGAGUCAACUGCUUCAUGCUCGACCCAGCCAUCGGUGAAUUCAUCCUAGUCGAGCAUGACGUGAAAAUCAAGAAACGGGGGAAGAUUUACAGUCUGAAUGAAGGCUAUGCUAAGUAUUUCGAUCCGGCUGUCACAGAGUACCUGCAGAGGAAGAAGUUCCCUGAGGACGGCAGUGAGCCGUACGGCGCGCGCUACAUCGGAUCGAUGGUGGCCGACGUCCACCGGACGCUGAUGUACGGAGGAAUCUUUUUAUACCCAGGAAAUGUGAAAAGCCCCAAAGGAAAGCUGCGGCUGCUGUAUGAGGGAAACCCGAUGGCGUUCAUCAUGGAGCAGGCGGGCGGCAUGGCGUCCACCGGCUUCCAGAACAUCCUGGACAUCCAACCUGAAGGCAUCCAUCAGCGCGCCCCGGUGGCCAUGGGCUCCCCCGACGACGUCCAGGAGUUCAUCGCUAUCUGCAGAAAACAUGCGGCGAAGUGAGGCGGGCGGCGCCGAGUCACUGCACGCACAGACACCUGUGGUGCCUUUCUGUGACCAAAAAGAUUUGGGAGAUUUUCUCUGUGAAAACGGGUUUUGAUGAGUAAAGCUCACGAUGUUUGAGAUGUUCAUAAGCUUCAGGAAAAUAAACUGAAAUGAAGACUUUACCCUUCAGUUUACAAAUAGCUGCCUUAAUCAGCAGAAAUAUGCAUUUAAAUAUGCAAAUGACCAAAUAUAACAUAUUAACCAAAA